This is a messenger RNA of Penicillium cataractarum, 882 nucleotides long. RefSeq lists its product as uncharacterized. The record is from RefSeq and is a predicted model, not a curated record. Gene Ontology annotation, cellular component: plasma membrane. The coding region runs from base 1 to 882 and encodes 293 amino acids. The transcript has 5 exons. NCBI's taxonomy places the organism in Eukaryota, Fungi, Ascomycota, Eurotiomycetes, Eurotiales, Aspergillaceae. Gene Ontology annotation, molecular function: allantoate transmembrane transporter activity; dipeptide transmembrane transporter activity. Gene Ontology annotation, biological process: allantoate transport; dipeptide transport; tripeptide transport.
AUGGAAGAGGGAAAGAGUGUACCUGAAAUUCAACAGGCACCAGUCCAUUGCCACGACGAGAAGGCGCUGAUGCGGAGGGUUGACUGGCAGUACAAGAUAAUUCUGCUUCCUCUUAUGUUUGCUGCCUACAUGCUUCAAUACCUGGAUAAAACCGCGCUUGGAAAUACUGCGAUCUUUGGAAUAAUGGAGUCCUUAAAUAUGACAAGUGGAGAGUAUUCAUGGGCUUCCAGUGCCUUCUAUUUUGGUUUCUUGGUGGCAUCCUACCCGAUCUCCCUAUGCUUCGUCAAACUUCCAAUCGGGAAGUUUCUGUCCAUUUCCUUCCUUUCAUGGGCUGUAGUCGUGGCGUGCCAUGGUGCAACAUCCAACUUUGCCGGUCUUGUGGCCGUUCGUGUCUUACUUGGGGUUUUUGAAAGUACAAUUAGCCCAGGUCUGUCACUGGUCACUAGUUUGUGGUACAAACGCUCCGAGCAUGCCUCUAGGCAUGGGAUAUGGUUUGCGGGAAAUAGCAUUUCGUCCAUUUUCGGCGGACUCUUAACUUAUGGAAUCGGUCAUAUUGACAAUUCAGUUGAGCCAUGGAGAUGGAUAUUCAUCAUAUUCGGCAUCGUCACCUUUGCAUAUGGAAUCGUAUUCUUGAUUUUCUUGCCAGAUGACCCUCGUAACGCCCAAUUCAUUUCCAAAGAAGAGGGAGAAUUCAUUCACCGACGCGCUCAGCAGGAGACGCAUACUGAAUUUUCGAAAAUAUGGUCAAAAAGCCAAUUUAUUGAAGCACUCAUAGACCCCAAGACUUGGCUUCUCUUUGUGUACGCCAUGGGAUCCUGCAUCCCCAAUGGAGGUCUCACAAGUGUAAUUAUCGCUCGACCACACUUCAUGAAGUAUUGCUAA